UGUAUUCCAAAGCUAUCGUGUCCCUUGCUUUCCUAGCUAUAGCGAUUGCUAAUGUGCAACCCCAAAUCGACGUCCAGAUGCCUAUCAGCCCACGUUCUACUCCGUUCGAGACUCGUGUGGUUGGAGGUUCCGGAGCACCAGCAGGACGUUAUCCAUUCAUAGUUUCUCUUCAAAGAGGCGGAGAACACUUUUGCGGAGGAUCCAUCUACAACGAAGGAACAAUUUUAACAGCAGCACAUUGUGUUGACAAAAUUAGGAAUCCAGCUGUUCUUACUGUCAGAGCUGGAAAGAAUAUUCUUUACACUCGGGAAGCUUCUGAACAAGCAGUUGGUGUGCAAAGAAUACACAUACAUGAAAAUUAUAGAGGUGAGGUUCUCCCAUAUGACGUUGCUGUACUUAAGCUUGCAUCUCCAUUGAAGUGGACAAAUAUGGUACAACCCAUCGAAUUAGCACCUCCAGGAAGUGAUCCAACUGGCGUGGCUUGGCUUUGUGGAUGGGGCUCUACCUCGACUACUAAUGUUCCAAUAAUGCCAACUAAACUUCAACAUGUUCAGAUGGAGUACGUCGAUCGCGUAACUUGCGACAGGGCCCUCAGUAGAUCGAUGGGAAUUUCUCGUUCUAGUGUUGAUGAAACCAAUGUUUGCACUGGGCCAUUGAACAAACAAAUUUCUGGAUGCAACGGUGAUUCCGGUGGUCCACUUGUCUCCUAUGUAGGAGGAAAACCGUAUCAAACUGGAAUUGUAUCCUGGGGUAUUAAUCCGUGUGGUUACCCAGGCGCGCCAUCCGUAUUCACUAGAGUAUCUAGUUAUAAUAAUUGGAUUAUACAAAAAAUACUGAUGGCUUGUCAGCGUACAGAUGCGCCUGACGAAACAAGUAUAAAAUGCAGCCAAUUUACGGGAUUGUCAUCAAACAGCAAAAUGUAUUCCAAAGCUAUCGUGUCCUUUGCUUUCCUGGCCAUGGCGAUCGCUGAUAUACGAAUCGGCCACAAUAUGCCACGUGUUCAGCUGCCUCAUACUCGUAAUUUUGAGACUCGUGUGGUUGGAGGUUCCCCAGCACCAGUUGGACAAUACAAAUUUAUAGUUUCCCUUCAAUAUAAAGGCUUACACUUUUGCGGCGGAUCCAUUUUAAACAAAGAUGUCAUUAUAACUGCAGCACAUUGUGUUAACGCAAUUCCUAAUUUAAGUGAUACUACCGUCGUGGCUGGAAAGUACAGUCUUAAGAUUAAAGAGACUACCGAACAGACAGUCAAUGUGUCGAAAACAGUCGUACAUCUCAAAUAUAGAGGUGAAGUUGGCCCGAAUGACAUUGCUUUGCUUAAGCUUGCAUCCCCAUUGAAAUUGAACAAUGACGUACAGGCUAUCGCAUUACCACAAGCAAACAGUGAACCAACUGGAGUGGCAUGGCUUAGUGGAUGGGGCUCUAUCUCGAGUAUUAAUUCUCCAGUAAUGCCAUCUAAACUUCAACAUGUUCAGAUGCAGUUCCUCGAUCACAUAGCUUGCGACAAAGUCAUGACUAAAUUUUUGGGAUUUCCUUCUCCUGUUGAUGAAACCAAUAUAUGUACUUCGCCAGGGAAGAAACCACUUUCCGCAUGCAGCGGUGAUUCCGGCGGUCCACUUAUCUCGAUUGACGGAGGAAAACAAAUACUUCAGGGAAUAGUAUCUUGGGGUGUUGUACCAUGUGGUGUCCUAAACUUGCCAUCCGUAUAUGUUAAGGUAUCCCAUUUCAUUUCUUGGAUUGAACAGAACAUCAAAAAUUGACGAAGGCAAUAUUAACGAUGUAUGAAUGUAUAAUACUGAAUAACGAAUUAUUACACAUUAUUUAACGUGUAAAAUAAAUAUCCAGCAUAAAUU
Molecule: messenger RNA, 1850 nt
Organism: Cyphomyrmex costatus
Lineage: Eukaryota; Metazoa; Arthropoda; Insecta; Hymenoptera; Formicidae
Product: transmembrane protease serine 9-like
Exons: 8
Coding region: 78-1757 (559 amino acids)
Biological process (GO): proteolysis
Molecular function (GO): serine-type endopeptidase activity
Source: RefSeq, a predicted model, not a curated record